Leptidea sinapis is the source of this 2947-nucleotide messenger RNA. Its product is annotated as nucleolar MIF4G domain-containing protein 1 homolog. Gene Ontology annotation, molecular function: RNA binding; protein binding. The transcript has 12 exons. The record is from RefSeq and is a predicted model, not a curated record. Gene Ontology annotation, cellular component: nucleolus. Gene Ontology annotation, biological process: ribosomal small subunit biogenesis. Lineage: Eukaryota; Metazoa; Arthropoda; Insecta; Lepidoptera; Pieridae. The coding region runs from base 207 to 2879 and encodes 890 amino acids.
AAUACACAUGGUGUUUAGGUUUACUGUUUUGUGUAAAAUUAAAAAUUCUUUUUAAUAAAAAGAUUAUGAUAAAAGAAACAAGCCGCUCUAGUUGCGCCUUACUUUGUUGCCUUAGUACCUUCCACAGAACCACAGUAGACAGAAUAUAAUCUACUUAUGACUUUCUAUAUUUUUGAUUUGGUACUGUUAUAUCUAAUAUUUGUAUAAUGAAGAAGAAUAAAGGAAUAAAACGUGCACCUAUAAAUUCACGUAAAACUCAACGCAAGGAAAAACGGAAACUUAAAAAGAUACAUAGGCAAGAACACUAUUUAAAAAAGAAAAAUGAGACAUCCUCUAUUGGAAGAUUUGUUAUGCGACCAGAAGAAAAUAAUGACUCUGUUGCAGUACAUAAGAAGAGGAAACCCAAACAACAAACAACUAUUCAUGAAAUUAUUAACAAUGAAAGAAAAAAGGAAUUAAAUCAAACUGAAAAACUGAAAUUGCAAAUGGAUGAGCAGAGAAAGAAAAUAUUCCUUAAAGCAAAUGAGGACGAAGACAAGAUGAUUAAAAAAUUAGAAAAGCAGCUUGGUCUUAAUAAGUCAAAAAAUAAAAAUAAUUAUUUUGCUGAUGAUGGCCUUGACUAUCUUUUAGAAAUAUGUGAUAGAGCAACAUCUGAACAAAUUGUGGCAGCAGAAAAACACUUAGCUGAUGUAGAAAAGGAUUCAGAUUUUGAAGAAGACUUAGCAGCUGUUACAGGCAAAGAAUUAGUUAAAAGUAAAAAAUCAAAGAAAAAUAUUGAAGAAAGUUAUAUUGAUGAAGCAUCAGAUGAUGAUUUAAGUAAUGAAUCAGAAGAUGAAAGUGAUAGCAAUAGGGAGGAGAGUGAUCAAAAUAGUGAAAUAGAUGAAUCCAAUGAAAAUGAUUCUGACAGCCAAAAUUCAGACACAGAUAUUAAAAAACCAAUUAGUAUUAGAAGACAGAUAAAUGAAGAUGAUGAAAUAGAUGAAGAAGAUGGUUAUGAGUCCAAAGAUUCUGUAAGCAACCACAAUAUUAUUCAGAACCAGAAGAAAAUUGUCAAUAGUCAAGCUAAAAAAUUAAAAGACAAGCAAUCUUUGUCUAAUAAAAAAAUUAAAAUAGUGUCUGAAGAUGAUGUAGGUAAUGUUUUCAGUGAUGAUGAAAUAUCGCAUUUGUCUGGUGAUGACACAGAUUUGGAUAGUGACGUCAUGGAUGGUGAUGAUGAUGGUAAGGAAACAGAGAAAAGUAAAGAAAAGCCAGAUAUUUGGGAAGAUAUAUAUGGUAGAAAACGAGACAAAGAUGGUAAUGUUAUUAAGGAAGAGAAGGGUGUCUACAUUCCACCACAUCUGAGGAACAAGGACACCGGUUCUGACAAGGAGCUAGCUCAGCUGAAACGACAAAUAAAAAGUGUACUGAAUAAAUUGGCUGGCACGAACUUGCACUGGGCUUGCACAUCCAUAGAGAAUCUGUACCAGAGCAACAGCCGUAAUUCCGUCAACUCUGCGCUAACUCAGCUGUGGUUGGAAGCCACGGUCGGCGUAGCCAGCACACCAGACAGGCUGAUAGCCGAGCACGCCGCCCUCGUGUCAGUAUUGCACGCUAAUGUUGGAUCAGAGAUUGGGGCGCAUUUUCUUGAGGUGUUAUCGAAGCAGUUCGAUGAAUUGGUGCGGGAUUCACAACCAAUGGAAGACAAACAUUUGGACAACCUGGUGUCCUGCCUGGCGCAUCUGUACGGGUUUAAGAUAUACCACCCCAGCCUGCUGUACGACAUCCUGUCAGAGCUGACCAGUGAUCUAACGGAGAAGCACAUAGACUGCGUGUUGCGGGCGCUGCGAGCAGUCGGAGGAACUCUGCGGAAGGAGGAACCGACGGCUCUCAAGAACUUCAUACACGACACGCAGACUAAGAUCACCGGCUUGAACGAACAUACAGAUACUGGGUCACGCGUAAAGUUUCUGGCAGAAGUCUUGCUGGCUGUGAAGAACAACAAUCUGAGCAAGAUACCGGGCUACGACCCCAGCUACCUGGAGCAGCUGAAGAAGACCAGCAGGGGAGUAGUGCGGCGAGGCAACUACGUCACGCCGCUCAACAUUCGGCUACAUGACCUGUUGCUAGCGCACGAGCGUGGUAAGUGGUGGGUGGUUGGGUCGGCCUGGGAGGGGGGCCGGGAGCAGCGCGCGGACAAGACAGUGCCGGCUCACGAUCACAAGCUGCUGGAACUGGCUCGCCAGCAGAGGAUGAACACGGACAUGAGGAGGAACAUCUUCUGUAUUAUAAUGUCCGCUGAGGACUAUAUGGACGCAUUUGAGAAGCUCCAACACCUAGGUCUCCGCGGACAACAGGAGAGGGAGAUAGUCCACGUGCUGAUGGCGUGCUGUUUGCAGGAGAAGAAGUACAACCCUUACUACGCGGUGCUGGGACAGAAGCUGUGCGACACUGACAGAAAGUAUCAGUUGUCGAUCCAGUACUCGGUGUGGGACAAAAUAAAAGAGAUGGAUUCGAUGCCCAAACAGUGCAUGAACAACUUGGCGCAGUUCCUGAUACAUCUGAUUAUGGAAAAAGGACUGCCGCUGUCUGUUUUGAAGAUAAUACAAUUCUCGGAUCUUAACAAGCGUACAGUGCGGUUUAUGCGCAGGAUUCUCCUCGCAGUCAUAAUGAACGAAGACAUACAAGCAUCUCUGGAAGUGUUCCACAGAAUAUCUAAGCCGCCAAAACUGCACAUGUUCAGAGAAAGCCUCAGAUUGUUCAUACAACACUUUUUGAUUAAGAAUGUUGGCAAGUCGAGCGGAGUGCUGACGGAAGACGAGAUGGCAACACUGAAGAUGAGAAGCGUGGAGGUCGACAAAGUGUUGCAGUCACACAAAGACUUGAGCCAUGCGUUCGUGUGACACUUUAUAGUCCAGGAGUUUUUGUAAGGUUAUAAGAGUUCUAUUAAAGUUGUUAAUACCAAGUACAA